CCGAAGCCUUGUGCAGAAUCGCAACCAGCCGAACGGAUUGCCCGCGGCACACUCUCCACGCCCAUAACUAACGUAGAUAGCUUCCCUAACUAUCGAUACCUCCCAUUGACCCUCAGUUACAAAGAUAUUUCCAAUCAUGAAUGUGCUCAAGCUGCAGAGGAAAUACCCUCAAUUUCAGCAGGGUGAUAUCUUUGGCUUUGCCGAUGCUUUCCGCAAACUCGACGCCGAUGACAAGGGCUAUAUCGAUGAGGCCACCGCCAUCAAAGCCACACAGGCAAGCGAGAGACAACCUUAUGAUGUUGUGCGACAAGCCUUGAAGGAGGUUGAGCUAGACUCAUCCCGCAGAGUAGAAUUGGAAGAUUAUGUCGGCCUCAUCGCGAAACUGCGCGAAUCAUCACCUGCCCAGAAACGCAUGAGCACAGGUGGUAGCAACCCUCCUCUAUCUCCAGUUGGUAUAGUUGCCCAAUUAACUGGAAACGGCCGCCAUGGUAACGGUCGCGGCCAUGCCCCGAAACCCAGUGCUGGCAAGAUCCAUGUCGGUUCGUUUGCGAAUAGCACCCACACCAUCAAUGAAGAUGAGCGAACCGAAUUCACGCGCCACAUCAAUGCUGUUUUGGCGGGUGAUGAGGAUAUAGGACAUCGUCUACCCUUCCCAACAGACACCUUUGAGAUGUUCGAUGAGUGUAAGGACGGCCUAGUGCUCGCCAAACUUAUUAACGAUAGCGUACCGGACACGAUAGAUGAGCGUGUGUUAAAUGUACCCGGAAAGAAAAUCAAGAAACUCAAUGCUUUCCAUAUGACAGAGAACAACAACAUCGUCAUUGAGUCUGCCAAGGGUAUCGGUUGUUCGGUUGUCAACAUCGGUAGUGGCGAUAUUAUUGAGGUUCGAGAACAUCUGAUCCUGGGUCUGAUCUGGCAGAUCAUCCGUCGAGGUCUUUUGGGAAAGAUUGACAUUAAGCUCCACCCAGAGCUGUACCGUCUCUUAGAAGAGGACGAGACGUUAGAACAGUUCCUACGCUUACCCCCUGAGCAGAUCCUUCUGCGAUGGUUUAAUUAUCAUCUUAAUGCGGCUGGCUGGCACCGCCGGGUUUCGAACUUUUCUUCCGAUGUAAAAGACGCAGAAAACUACGCCGUUCUACUCGCACAAAUCGGACGCGACUAUGGCUGUACCCGAGCCCCUCUGCAGACCCGGGACUUGAAUCAGCGGGCUGAGGAAGUUUUAGUCGAUGCUGACAAGCUAGGUUGCCGGAAAUUCCUUACCCCGAAGUCUCUAGUCGCCGGAAACCCGAAACUCAACCUUGCCUUCGUCGCCAAUCUGUUUAACAAUCACCCCGCGCUAGAUCCUAUUACAGAGGAAGAAAAGCAAGAAGUGGAAGAUUUUGAUGCUGAAGGGGAACGAGAAGCCAGAGUGUUUACAUUAUGGUUGAACAGUCUGGACGUACAACCAGCUGUAGUGUCCUUCUUCGACGAUCUUCGUGACGGUACCAUCCUGUUGCAAGCCUACGACAAAGUAAUUAAGGGCUCCGUAAACUGGAGGCACGUGAACAAACGCCCAGCUACUGGAGCAGAGAUGUUAAAAUUCAAAGCCGUCGAGAACACAAACUACGCCGUCGAGCUUGGCAAACAGAAUGGUUUCUCUCUAGUUGGAAUUCAAGGUGCUGAUAUUACUGACGGACAGAAGAUGUUGACACUGGGUCUGGUCUGGCAGCUCAUGCGAAAGAAUAUCACUCUAACAUUGUCCGCCCUAGCUCAACGUCUCGGCAAACGUGAAAUCACAGAUGCCGAAAUGGUGCGGUGGGCAAAUGAAAUGUCUCAAAAGGGAGGGCGAAACUCGUCAAUUCGUUCCUUCAAGGAUCCUUCUAUCGGCAGUGGCAUCUUCCUCCUCGAUGUACUCAAUGGCAUGAAGAGCGCUUAUGUCGAUUACGAACUCGUUACCUCUGGACGUACUGAUGAGGAAGCUUACUUGAACGCCAAGCUUAGCAUCAGUAUCGCCAGAAAAAUGGGUGCCACAAUCUGGCUAGUACCCGAGGAUAUUUGCCAAGUUCGCAGCCGGCUAGUAACAACAUUCAUUGGUUCACUCAUGGCCACCUAUGAAAAGAUGCAGUAAAUGAUCUAGGCGUACUCAAUUAAUUACGAGGGGAUUAACUGGGACAUAAAAUUUUACUGGGGUAUGACGGUGGUACGUCUAGGUUCUCGGGCUUCAAGCCCCAUGUAUUUUCUCAGGCGCAACUUGGUAUGCAAAUUCAAACACAAUAAGUGCAUAACACCUUGUACUUCGCUAUUGUAGAAGCGGCUUAUGGUAAUGACCGGUGAGCCGAAUAUCUUAUGUACAUACUGUAAGAAAUGCGUUGCUACCCCGCUGUUCUGAGAGAAGCUUGUGCU
This is a messenger RNA of Xylaria bambusicola, 2382 nucleotides long. Its product is annotated as calponin homology domain-containing protein. Gene Ontology annotation, biological process: actin filament bundle assembly; actin filament network formation. Lineage: Eukaryota; Fungi; Ascomycota; Sordariomycetes; Xylariales; Xylariaceae. Gene Ontology annotation, molecular function: actin filament binding. Gene Ontology annotation, cellular component: actin filament; actin filament bundle; cytoplasm. Bases 137 to 2107 code for a protein of 656 amino acids. The transcript is spliced from 4 exons. The record is from RefSeq and is a predicted model, not a curated record.